Gadus chalcogrammus (walleye pollock) is the source of this 2308-nucleotide messenger RNA. It is a transcript of the gene ccnjl, whose product is annotated as cyclin J-like. Bases 342 to 1604 code for a protein of 420 amino acids. Gene Ontology annotation, molecular function: cyclin-dependent protein serine/threonine kinase regulator activity. Gene Ontology annotation, biological process: mitotic cell cycle phase transition; regulation of cyclin-dependent protein serine/threonine kinase activity. The record is from RefSeq and is a predicted model, not a curated record. Lineage: Eukaryota; Metazoa; Chordata; Actinopteri; Gadiformes; Gadidae. Gene Ontology annotation, cellular component: cytoplasm; nucleus; cyclin-dependent protein kinase holoenzyme complex. The transcript is spliced from 6 exons.
GUGACCACCACCGUUCUCCACGUCGAGCGCACGAGCCUCCCUCGCGGCAGCAGCUGGCGGUACUUUGUUAGCGCGGCGCCGAGGCGGCGGACGGGAAGAUCGCUGGGAAAAGUGUCAACACUUUAGGAAAACACCGGAGCAAAGCGCCCGUUAGUCGGUACGGAGGUGGCGUUGUUCUGACCGCCUGACGGAGGAUUCGACCCACGUUUUAACCGACCUUCGGGGGAGAUUACCAAGUUCCCCGGAGAGGAAUCCCCCGUCCGGGAUGCGGGACUGAGACAAAGGGUCUGGGGCUUCCCGUCGGGCUGCAGGAAUAACUUCAUCCUUUGGGCUUUCUCUGGAUGGGAGAGAUGGAAAGGGAGUUGCAAUGGUGGAAGGGACAGCUCGCAGCCGAUAUCCAUCAAUCCCUCCGCAUCAAGGAGCUGAAGCUACCGGCGUACCGGGCGCUCUCGCCACAGAUCGGGAUGCGGCGGUACUUUGCGGACCUGCUGGCCAUCCUGAGCAACCGCUACCAGCUGUGCCCCACCGCCCGGCACCUGGCCGUCUACCUCCUGGACCUGUUCAUGGACCACUACGACGUGGCCAUCAAGCAGCUCUACGUCAUCGCCCUGUCCUGCCUGCUCCUCGCCAGUAAGUUUGAGGAGAAGGAGGACCGCGUGCCCAAGCUGGAGCAGCUGAACUCGCUGGGCUUCAUGUGCAGCCUGAACCUGGUGCUCAACAAGAAGGACCUCAUCAAGAUGGAGCUGCUGCUGCUUGAGACCUUCGGCUGGAACCUGUGCAUGCCCACGCCGGCCCACUUCAUCGACUACUACCUCCACGCCUCGGUGCAGGAGGGCGACCUGUACAACGGCUGGCCCCUCUCCUCGCUCUCCAAGACCAAGGCCUUCAUGGACAAGUACACACACUACUUCCUGGAGGUGUCGCUGCAAGACCACGCCUUCCUGAGCUUCCGUCCGUCCCAGGUGGCGGCGGCCUGCGUGGCUGCGUCUCGUAUCUGUCUGCAGAUCUCCCCCAACUGGAACACGGCCCUGCACCUGCUGACGGGCUACAGCUGGGACCACCUCACGCAGUGCAUCGAGCUCAUGCUGCUGGCCCACGACAACGACGUCAAGGAGGCCAACAAGACCAAGUCCACGGCCCCACAGCGCCUGGGCUCGCUGCAGCUCCAGCCCCAGCCCGCCCACCUGUCCCCCGUCUCCGCCCUCCAGCGGCCCGCCUCGUCCUCGUCCACGCCUCAGCCCAUGCUCUACCAGCCCGAGGGCUUCCCCCACCUGUCCCAGCACUCGCCCUCGCUGUCCCAGCUGCAGAUGAUCGCCGACGCGCGCGCGCUGGGCCCCGUGGUCAGCGUCUCCCAGGACUUCCUCCAGGGCCACCGCAUGGGCCUGCUGGCCGCCGCGCCCUCCAUGACCCCCGGCGGCGCCUUCCCCUCCUACCCCGGCCUGGGCUCGGGCCUGCAGCCGGGGCCCCGGCCCCUGCCGCUCCAGGGGCCCAUCUCCAUGCAGAUGGCGUUGGCGGCGGAGCCCCGGCACUGCCUCACCAUGGCGUACAGCGGGGGCUACCUGGGCGCCCACCACGGCUUCACGGCCGGCUGCUUCGACAGGUGACGCCAGGAGACGGAGAGGGACCCGGCCACCGGGCAGGAGUGCGCCCCCAUGUACCCCACGCAGCUCCCGCCCCCCAUCACGCCCCUGGCCGACCUCCUCGCCCUCUCCGUCAGCAGCGUGCCGGGCGGCGCUUGGCCCGACUCCUCCUCCUCCUCCACCUCCUCCUCGUCCUCGUCCUCCUCCCUCUCCAAGCGACGGCUCAAACGCAAGCAGCGUUCCCGCGGCAACAUGGACCCGGUGGAGGUCAUCACGCUGACGUGAGCGCCGGGCCGACGGGCGCGCUCCGACGCCACAGCGACACCCACGGAGGCCCCGGGGGCGGGUGGCCCGCCGGGCCGUCUGUUAUCACUGUGAGCGCGGUUGGACCGCCGAGCCCGACGGAAGAGGACACGUGGAAUGAUCUAGACUAUGUACGGUUAUCUCGCUGCUUUAAAUCUGAUAUUAAAUCCAAAAUGCAUUAACCAAUAAGGAGAGGAGAAACAGGCCAGUAAAUAACGCAUUUCUUUUCAACCCUCCACAAAUAUCUAUAUGCUUUAAAGGAGCCCGUAGCCGCAUGGCCAGGGAACAAAGAAGCUACGCCAUUUAAUUAAAUUACAGAAUUCCUUUAUGCGCCGGUCUGUCGACGUGAAUGAAAUGCCGCUCGGCUUAGAUGGAGCUAUAGAGGUGGAGCUAUAGAGGUGAGGCUAUAGGGGUGGAGCUAUAGG